Molecule: messenger RNA, 2631 nt
Organism: Tetrapisispora phaffii CBS 4417
Lineage: Eukaryota; Fungi; Ascomycota; Saccharomycetes; Saccharomycetales; Saccharomycetaceae
Gene: POP1
Product: ribonuclease P/MRP protein subunit POP1
Exons: 1
Coding region: 1-2631 (876 amino acids)
Biological process (GO): tRNA 5'-leader removal
Cellular component (GO): ribonuclease MRP complex; nucleolar ribonuclease P complex
Source: RefSeq, a predicted model, not a curated record
AUGAGUUCUGCAUCCGGUAGUGGUGGAAGAAAGGUAUUGAAUAAAAAUCAAAAGUUUAAAAGAGACAAGCUCAGAAAUGCAAGAAACAUUAGGACUCAGGCGGUUUCUUAUGACAAAAAUAACCAUGAUCUUUCGAAAGAAGGCGGGAGUCUGCUGAAUGUUAACAAUUUUGUCAAUACAAGGGCGUUUGAAAUCAAGCAGUUGUACAGUUCUAUGCAUCAAUCAAGAAGAUCUAAUGCAACCAGAGUGUUUCAAAGUUUGCCAAGAAAAUUAAGAAGAAGGACAGCUUCUCAUAAUAUUGCCAGAAUACCAAAGAGAAUGAGAAAUAGAGCCAAAAGAGAAAUGAACAAAAAUAACAACAAUAAUGAAAAAGUUAACAAUAUCUCAGGUGGAUUAACUAUUGCUGCAAAGAAACGUAGUAAAAAAAGUUUAAAUGCAAAACAAUUUUAUAGAGCUAAAAUGUCAAUCAAGUUAUUACGACUAUUUACAAAGACAAAAAAUUUGAAAAUGUUAUCUGGUCCAAAAGAAUUGACAUUGAGAAAUAUUACAACAAGACAAAAAAUUAAACAUUUUAAAGAUAUUUUGAAAAAUAAAUUGCCAUCCUCUUCAACUGCAAUUGCAUGCAACAACCAAAUGGGAAGUUAUGACAACACCGCGGUAGACUCACUGGCAACAAAAACUUAUAGUAGGAUCAAAUACUUGAAGAGGCAAAAACAUUUUAAAUGGUUGUCCACUCACAUCUGGCACGCUAAAAGAUCACAUUUAAUAAAAAGAUGGGGUUACCAGAUCCCUUACUCCCCCACUCAAAAAUGUUAUAAAUUGACACAUAGAAUUGGCAGUUCUGUUGCAUCAUCAGAUGGAAACUUGUUACAAGACACAAGUUUUAUUGGUAAUAUGAUUAUUCAAAAUGAAAGUAGUACAGACGAGUUAUCAGAUUUAAUCGCAUCUUUGACAAAUAAAAAGGGUAAUAAGAAAGUUUAUAGAGUGCAUCAAUGUUAUUUCGAAGGUUUACUUUACAAUAUUGAUAAUGAAAAUUCAAUUUCAAACGCAAUUCUCGGUCCUGCUGAUCUUUUAUGGAUCAACGAAAACAAAGUUUUACUACGAUUACAUCCAUCAUUUUAUGAAGUUGUAUUCAAAGCCAUUCUGAAAAAAGUUAAGCUCAAUAAAAAUUUUAAGGUAUAUGAUUGUCGUUAUUCAAUUGGCAGUAUCAACUUAUGUGGUGCAAAAACUUUAUCUUCAUUAUCGUCUAUUCUUAGAACUGUGAAAAAUGAGGGGAAGGAAUCAAGCUCUUACCAAACUUUUACCAAACUUUCAAAAUUAACCGAUUAUUCAAUCUUGCCAAAACAAACCUUAUUUGCAUUCCGAGCAUUAGAUCCUAGAUUUGUUAUAACACCAAAAGCUGUUACUCCUAAUAAUGGUGAAAUAAAUAUUGCAGAUAUUUGUAAAUUAAAUGAAAUCAAUAAGGACGAAGUUAAAGCUAUUUUAGAAAUGCUGUCAGAUCCUGAGACGAGAAAAGAAAGUUACAAAAAUCAAGCUACCUUGAAACAAUUGCAUAAGAGAAAAGAAGCUCAAUCAUCAGGAGAGGCUUCUACUAAUCAAAAUAUAAUUAUGUUUAAGAGGGAUUAUGAUCCUUUAAUUCCUGUGGUUAUAGCAAAAAGACCUAAAACUGGAGAUUGGGUGCUCUUAUUACCAUGGAAUUGGGUGUUGCCAUUUUGGUAUCAAUUGCAUAAAGUGUCUAAAUCAUAUCACAUUGGUUUGAGACAAAACCAACUGCUACAUUUUGAAUCCCAAUCUUUAUAUUUCCCCGAUGAUUAUCCUUUCACAAAAAUUGGUUUCAAGGAGAAUUAUUUUUAUAAAAGAGAUGCUGCAAUGAAAAAAUGGGAAAGUAAGCCUAGUAGCCAUAGAUUAAACUAUGAUAAAAUAAAGGAAAUACAUGAUCUGGAUUUACCAGCUAUUCAAGGUGAAGUUGGUGAUUAUUUCUCAUGCGAUUGGUUAUUUUUACAAAUUUUAAUUAACAGUAUUACGUACUUAUCAAAAGAUGGCAACGAUUUAAUUAGUAUCAAUAGCAGUAAAACAAUGUCCAUGAAUGAGCACUGUGGUUUAAGAGAACUCCGUUCUGUCAAUGAUAUUAUGGAAUUUUACAACGAUAUUAAGGUAAAACCUAUCGAAGAAGACACUCCAAUUCUUUCUUUACACAAUAUUAAGAACAAAUCCAAAAAUAAACUAAAUCCAAUUCUUUUUGACAAAUUAUCACCUCAGUUAAGUAUAAUCAAGACCCCAUUGCCGGUUACACCAAUUUCAUGUAUUUUAAAUGAAAAAGGACAUCCUACAGAUAAUGCUAGGAUAUAUCAAAUCCCUAGUGAACACUUAGAACAUUGGAAAUCCGUGGCAAAAGGAGUUUAUAGAUCUAACGGUAGAAGAAACCAUGAAUUAAACCAUCCUAAACCGAAUGUUAAAGACCUAAUAGGUUUCGUAACCUCCGGCACGUUUAGUUUGUCACAAGGUAAAGGUGUUGGCAACGGGUUUGUUCAUUCUAAUUACAUCUACAACUCGACACAUGACUACGUUCUAAUAAGAAAUGUAGGCACUAAUGUGUAUAGAGUAAGCCAAUGGAAAUUAAUAAAUAUAUAA